This is a messenger RNA of Menidia menidia (Atlantic silverside), 5067 nucleotides long. Lineage: Eukaryota; Metazoa; Chordata; Actinopteri; Atheriniformes; Atherinopsidae. The record is from the annotation of a GenBank genome assembly.
GGGGUAGGAGCGAGAAUGGCGGCCGUGCAGUGCACCAAAUGCACGGCAGAAAGAAAAGGUUUUCGGCGGGAACUUGAUUCUUGGCGACACAGACUGGUCCACUGCGUUGGGUUUGAAUGUAUUCUUGAGGGAAUCUACGGCCCGAUGCUGCUGAAAGACCUCAAUUUGUUUGUUGACUGUGAACCAGAAGAAGUGGAUGAUUGGUCCCCAGAAGCAAGCCGUUCUCAGUGUUCAUUCUGUAACCUUUCACUGGACAAACUCAGUGAUCCCGCACCUGUAGCCUCGUCGCCUCCCUCCUCCCCCUCUGAUUACUCUCCUUGUCAGGCCCUGACCCUCUCUGAGAGCAGCCAGUCAGCACACAGGUUCCUCCAAGCUGUGUUUCACAAGAAAGAUGUGCCCACAGACUGUGAUUCAAACAUACCUCUGGUCGCUCAGGAGCUGAUGAGGAAGAUGAUACAUCAGUUUGCUGUGGAGUAUGCUUCCAAGUGCCUGCUCCGCACCAGUACAAACGGUGUCACAGGGACCUCCUCACCUUUAUCAGAAACACCAGAUGGCCCCCUGGACCUCACAGUGAGCCGAACAGUGGAGGAGAAAGAGAUUGAGCCCGAACCCGAUGGCGUCCUGGACCUCUCCUUCCGAAAUCUAGCCAACUCGGCAGUUACGUCAUCAUCUAAUCACAAAGCCUCAGGGAGGCAGCACAGGCAGAAGGAGUACACAGAGAGGAGCUGGGAGCUGUCAGAAGGGUUGCUCUCCAAGGCUCUGAAGGAUAUCCGUUCAGGGAGGCUGCAGGAGCAGCGGGCUGCUUUGCUCUAUGGGAUUCCCCUUCAAACCCUCAGGCAAGGUUUGGACGGCCGGGCCGAGGGGAGGCAGGGGUUUCUGCGUCAGCUGACAUCUGCGAGCAGAGAUUUCAGGGAUGAAGUGAUGUCAUACAGCGCAAUGUCGUCGAUGCUGGGCGGCGAGGCCCGUCUUGUUCUGCAAAAAGUGGCGGCCUGGGCGGAGCGAGCAGAGAUCGGCGAAGGCGCAGAGGAGAAUGGGGACUUGAGUCUCCCGCUGUCCCAUUUGGCCCUCUAUCAGUCAGGUGGUCUCCAAAAGACCCUCUCUCACGGUUUCUCCCAGCUCAGGGAUCCUCUCCAGCCCCCGCCAAGCCCGACCUCCAGCCUGGAAUCCCCCGCCCCCCUGCGCAUUCCUCAGGUCCGCUCGGCGUCCGACCACAGCAAGUCGGCUUCGGUGGAGAAUCCCGGCGGGGCUGAGAAGCUCCAUCCGCGUACCUCAUUAAGCGAGGGUACUGCCAGUUUGUCCGCAGCAUCUGCCAGACCCUCGUCCCUCUUCAAACUCAGACCUCCGUUCUUGGCACAAGGCUGCCUGGGCAGCGCCGGCCAGCCGCCGUAUCGCCUGGGACCCCGCGGAUCUUCUCUGGAUGAGUCCGAAGACGGGCUAGGCUGCCGGGAUAAAGACAAGCAGCCUCGAAAGAAACGCGGGCGCUACCGCCAGUAUGAUCACGAACUGAUGGAAGAAGCUAUCACCAUGGUGAUGGGUGGUCGCAUGAGCGUCUCAAAGGCCCAAGGGGUUUACGGGGUGCCCCACAGCACACUGGAAUAUAAAGUGAAAGAGCGCACUGGAACACUGAAGAACCCCCCCAAGAAGAAAUCCACUAACUUUUGCUCAUCCGGUUCCAACUUAUUCGGAUCCGGCUCAACAGCCGGUUCCACUAACUCAGGAAGUCUUGCCUCAGCUGCCGACACAAAGAGGUUCUAGACCUCGGAACGCCUCAAACUCCUCAACACUUGAACACUCCACCUCUUACAAGAUAAACACUUUCCGGAGACUCUUUGUUAAAACACAACACAUGCCUUUACAAAACACACGGAUAUGAUUAUUCAGGUCAUUUAACUGUUUGUCUGUAAUGUGAUAGUCAUACUUUGAGCUGUAUUUUUCUGCCAUAGUCCUUGGCUGCAUUUAGAGCGUCUUCUAAAUGCGGCGUCUUUAUUUCUUUCCAAAAAGCAGUGAUGCCUCAGGCAUCUUAUGUUUACAGGGCCUGCCAAACGAAAACAGACUCCUCCUCACAGACUCCUGAAGAUUACUGAAGCUUAUAGAUGUUGUAGAAUUUAGCUUAGAAUUCUUUCCAGUUUCUUACAAUCAACAAAUCCCAAAGGUUUUUUUUUUGUUUGUUUUUUGUCAGCUCCAUACCUGAAGUGAGCAUCUCAUUCAUCCGUCCAGCACUCUGAUAUGUGUACGGAAAAAAAUAUGAUUUUAGUUUGUGAUGGUUUUAGAUGCUGGUGGACCUCAGCCAUAUACACAUUUGUUUAAUGCAUACGGCUUCUAAUCUGAUCUGCCAUCAUUUUUUUGCACGAUCCAGUACAAAAAGGGUUUCUUCAUACCUCAGGACUAUUUUAAGGAUUCCCACAUUGUUUUUAUUUAUUUUUUAACAUCCAGAUAUGUUGCCAAAUUUUGGGAUUUGUUGGUUGUAAUAAAAUGAAAUUAUACCAUCUUUAUCUAUCUAGCCCUCCAGGGUACUAAGAGAUUUCUUUUCUGGGAGAAAAUCCGACCACGAAUGUGGUCUAAAAGGCUGCUAUGGAUUAGUUGACGGAAACACACUUCAGUCGUGGACCUCCUUUUUUUUUUUUAAUCGAUAUGAAUUAAAGUGUGACUCUCACGUUUGCUAGGUGUUAAAUUAUUAGGUUAUUCAGGUGUAAUUAAAUUCUUAAAUCUCCUCUUUGAGGGAGCAUCGAUGAUUGUCAUUUACAGCUUUCUAUCUCUGGGUAUCUGGCCCAGCUUCUUUUAAGUGACUUAGAGCCAUUGAAAAAGAUGAAACGCUCAUAACUAUUGCUAGACGCUUAAAACAGGGCGAUUGUACAGUGCAAAAUGCCAUUGUGGCGACAUCUUGAUGAUUGAUGGGUUUUCACUCGAGAGAUCAGCUUAAAGCCAUUUUGUGUCCACCCCCCCCAACCCCCCAAUCCUUGUGGGCGAGCUAGUUUGAACAUUGUGUUGGGUAUUGUUGGAAUGCAAAUGCGCAGCAUGUUCCGAAAUGUGCACUGAUUAGCCUGGGAAACGUCCGUUAAUGUCUACGUGUACAGUUUGUGAAGGAUGUUCUUUCUGAUUUUCUUUUUCUAAUCACCCGUAUUUAUUAACUCUGCUACUGUAGCCGUAUUACCGCUAACCUCACACAUGAUUGCUGCUUAACUUUACUGGACUGUUUUUUCUCCCUGACACGGAUGUGCGUAGCUUCGUCGAAACCUCCAGAGCGACUGCAGAUUCAAAGAUGCAGUCAAAGUGCAUGAGCCCCAAAAGACAGAUUAGCAUAUGUUGCAUGUGUUGUUCUCAUUAUUGUUAUUGAUGGUUAAUUGUGUUGGCGACUGGAAGCUAUGGUAGUUAAAGGCUUUAGUAAAGAGUUGUCAUUGUGACCAUAUUAUUAUUGAUAUUUUUACUAUAAUUAUGAAAGCAUACACGGUUUUGUUGUUGUUUAGUUUUUUUUAUUGUGUUGCGUCUCUGCUCUUUUCUGCCUGUCAGAUGGGCCUAUUUCCAUUUCUAAUGCUACUACCAAAGCAGCAUUUCAGGGUUAGCCGCACAAAAGCUGCUUUGAUUUGUUUUGCUGGAAUUUUCAGCUUGUUUGUCACACUCGCCAACCUCGUCGUCACAUAUUACCUCUGAACUUUGCUGAACUGCCUGAACCCCUGUGCCGGGUUUCAUAUCAAGUCUUCAGUCUUUAACGUUCCGGAUUUCCUCCUGCUAGAGCUCUUAUUCGAUUUAGAACGCUCACAGCUCUUAUCUCUGGAGGAACACCACACGGUGCGAAUUCAUUGACAUUAACAGUUUAAUUGUGUGAAGGAAAUAUUGUACCCAAAGCCAGUUAACGGUGUCAUUUUGAAGUUGUUUGACCUACUUUCUCAUCUAGGUUAUCUCUGGUCAUUUGGAAACGAUCAUAAAGCUGUAGAUUACUAGUUUAACGUUUGUUUUCUUCAUUUUUGGAAAAUGUCGGUGCAUUUUAUCUUUGUAACUCUGGGAGCUGUACAAAUACUCCUGAAUGUAUGUGCUUACAGUGGUAAAUAUUGCCGGGUACUCCGAGGGGCAGUUUGCAAACAAACCCUUUUGAGAAAUUAAUUGAGACCUUUUUUUGUACAGGCUUAAUUGCAAUUUAUUCUUGAAAUCAGCUGUAUUUCAAGAUGAAGGCUCUUUUUCUGCACUGCUGUAAAUUCCAUUAAGCAGCUUGAUUAUACGACUAUUUAUGCAUAAUUCGAUCAUUGCACUAUGAUUUAUUAGAUGUUUUUAUUGUGGAACCCCCUCUUUGUGUUAUUUAUUUAUUUAUUUAUUAACUGUGCUCCAGAACUGUGAUUUUUAGUUUGAUUGUGGUGAUUCUUGAUUUGUAAUGGGGCACUUUGAUCACAUGUGAUGCGUUUAGUGCUGCAACUGCAUGAGUGCGUUUUGCAUUGUAAUAUUUGCUUCUAUAAUUUAUUUACUCCAGAAACAAGACUUCUGACUGUUGUGGUUGUUUAGUGCUUAAUUUGCUGUUAAAAUGAUUUAAGAGGUUUUUUGGUAACUAAUUUGAUAACCGUCACGAGCUCAGCUAUGAAUGUCACGCUGCAUUCAAGUUGAGUCCUGACGCAGAAGGGAAAAGCUUUCAGAGUCUUACCUUUAAAAAAAGUUCAAAUGUUGUUGAACUACUACAUUGAUUCUUCAGUAAAGUUUUCACUAAUAGCCAUUGGGUUUGAACAUGAGAGGGUGUUUUUUGAACUGUUGGAAAAGAUGCUGUUGAAAAAAAAACGUAUUUUAGUUUGGGCGUUUCUACAAUCCUUCUGCUUUCAGCAGAAUGUCAACAUUUGCCUUCAGCAGCUCAUCAAUAAAACAGUUCUCGAAUUUAAUCGACCUCCUGUUAUGACUUUUCUUGCGUCUAGAUUGCAUAGAAGCUGUAAUUUUAUCAGUAGUGGAGGGUUGCUUAUCAUUCACCACAAAUAUAAAUGGGAUCAAUAUACGACUGUAUAGGAAAAGAGAAUUAAGCAUUCAAAACAGAAGAUCUGCAAAACUGCUGCCGUGUUGAAAUCCUGUCGAGCAGCUGAACAGUUUGUGGCACCU